AUGGAACUAACCCAGUAUGGGAUUGAGUACCAGCCCCGGUCCUCCAUAAAAGGUCAAGCCUUAGCCGACUUCUUGGUCGAGUGCACGGCGAGCGAAGAAGAAACGGAACACGCCACGGAGGACAGUUUAGGCGAGUGGUGGGAAAUGCAUGCAGACGGAGCGUCGAGUCGACGACACUGCGGGGGUGGAGUUAUGCUCAUCUCCCCGGAGGGGUUCCGACUAUACUAUGCCUUAAGCUACUUGUUUCCGACAUCUAACAAUGAGGCCGAAUAUGAAGCUGUGCUAAAUGGUCUGCGACUCGCCAAGGCCUUAGGAGUGGAGCGAUUGAGAAUCAAGACCGACUCCAGAUUGGAAGUCGGGCAGAUCUCAGGCAUGUGUGAGGCUAAGAACACGCGGAUGACUUUAUAUAAAGAGCGAGCGGUCGAGAUGUUAAAGAAAUUCGGAGCUUACGAAAUAGAAUACAUCUCCCGGGCAGACAACGUGGAAGCCGACAUAUUGUCUAAAAUUGCCUUGGAGGGAGUACCGGAUCAUCUUGUGAAGAUCUGCCAAAAGGAGGAGUUAGAGCGACCAAGUAUCGAGGAAACAACAGUAGAAGUCCAGCAGGUGACCGGCGAGGAAUGGGACCGAGAGAAGAACCCCGAGAUGUUCUGGAUAGAGGACAUCCGACGAUUCAAGGAAACAGGCGAAUUGCCGGAAGAUCCGGGAGUCGCCGCUAAGGUUCGACGAAAAGCCCCCUCUUUCGAAAUCAUUCAUGGGCAGCUAUACAAACGGUCGUUCGGGGGUCCUCUGUUGAAAUGCUUGCUCAGGCCCGAGGCCGAAAAAAUAAUGGACGAGGCUCAUAGAGGCAUCUGCGCCGCACACCAGGGCGCCCACACGCUCGCCCGAAAGUUGGUCGUCCAGGGGUAUUAUUGGCCGACCAUGAUGCGAGACUGCAUCGAAUGGAUAUCCAAGUGUGGCAUUUGCCAAGCGUUCGCCAGAAAGGACACUCGGCCGGCUACCUUCUACACGCCGGUCACCACGGCUAUUCCGUUUGCUAAGUGGGGAAUCGACUUGUUGGGGCCGUUACCAGUAGCUCCCGGGGGCCUGAAAUUUUGUGUCGUAGCUAUCGACUACUUCACCAAGUAG
Ipomoea nil (Japanese morning glory) is the source of this 1125-nucleotide messenger RNA. RefSeq lists its product as uncharacterized. The transcript has a single exon. Gene Ontology annotation, molecular function: nucleic acid binding; RNA-DNA hybrid ribonuclease activity. NCBI's taxonomy places the organism in Eukaryota, Viridiplantae, Streptophyta, Magnoliopsida, Solanales, Convolvulaceae. The record is from RefSeq and is a predicted model, not a curated record. The coding region runs from base 1 to 1125 and encodes 374 amino acids.